AUGGCUACCAAUGCGUACACCAAGGCGGCCAGCCGUGCCGAUACCGGCAUAGCGAAGGAGACCCUGACCGAGAUAUCUACUCAACUCAGUGUCUUCGAUCUCAUUCCUCCAAGAGUGUACAUUAAAUUUAUCGUUUAUCUACCACUGAAGCCUCAAGUCAGCUUCCAACAGGCAUUCUCCCACCUUCAGACCGGCCUUCACUCAACCUUGCGGCAAUUCCCUUUCCUCAAUGGUCGCAUCUACCCACGCAAGGAGCAUGAGACCGGUUGGAGACCGGGGCAUAUUGUGGUGUCUUAUGAUCCAGAGAGCCCAAAUACCGCAGAGGUAGCUCCCCGACAGCUUGCCUUCAAGGAUUUGUCGCAGGUGCUGCCCGACUACGAGGAUCUUCGCGACUCAGGGUUCGAGUUCUCGGCCUUUGACGAUGAACUCGUCCUAGCCGCCCCGUUCAUGCCAGACUUGACUGGCGGCGCCGAUGUGUUUCUGGCGCAAGCGAAUUUCGUCAACGGCGGAUGCGUUCUCGCGACGGGAUUCCAUCAUUCCGCAAGCGACGCGACCGGUAUGGUCACAGCAAUGCGUGCGUGGUCAGAACACUGUAGAAACCUCUCGCAGCCGGACGUCAACGUCUGCAGCUGGCUGGCUCCCGAGAGUUUCGAUCGUACACUGCUUGAGCGGUUGUGGAGUCAGUCGCCUGCCAAGCCCGCUGCCGAGAUCUCGCGCGAUACAUGGGGCUUUCUCGGCUUCCAACCGCCGGAUGCGGAGGAAGAAGCGGCAUCUGCUGCAACCCCACCCUCGGCCCCGCCUCGGACCAUGGAGUCUAGCAUCUUCUACAUCUCUCCGGACAACUUCAACAAUCUGAAGAAGGACGUAUUAGAUGAUUCUCAUGAUGGAGCGGGAUUGUCAGCAAAUGAUGCACUUUUGUCGCUUUUCUGGCGCGCCCUCAUGAGAGCGCGGUACAAGGCGGCCAUCGCGUCUGGACAGCCUGCGCCGGCGGACGAAAUAUCAUACCUGGAGUCGCCUGUUGAUGGUCGCACUGAUUUCGACCCAGAACUCCCAGCAUCGUAUGCUGGAAAUCUUGUCAUCGUCAACAAAGUGCCGAUGCAGAUGGCUGAGCUCGUGUCGCCGACAACGAGUUUACGCGAUGUCGCCCUUCAAAUUCGCACACAGGCGGCCAAGGUAAAUCCGGGGCUUGUCAAGGACGCGUUCACGCUUAUGCGCGAGGUCCCUGAUUAUACGAAGCUGAAGCAUGCUUUCACCCGGCUUGAUGGUUUUGAUGUCAUGAUCACGUCGGUUUUGUUGUUGCCGUUGGAUAAGAUCAACUUCGGCGGGCAUGUAUUUGGUAAUGAUGGCAAGCCGGAAUCAUUGCGACCCUUGAUGGAUGCUUUCAAUGCUAAUUUCAGGCUUUGCAUGGUACUGCCGAUGAAGGGUCAUGGGGGUAUCGAGCUGCUUGUGAGUUUGUUCGCUGACGAGAUGGAGCAACUGCAGGCAGAUGAGGAGUUUACAAAGUAUGCUGCAUUUUGCUGUCAUUAG
Colletotrichum godetiae is the source of this 1527-nucleotide messenger RNA. Its product is annotated as transferase. The coding region runs from base 1 to 1527 and encodes 508 amino acids. Gene Ontology annotation, biological process: secondary metabolite biosynthetic process. NCBI's taxonomy places the organism in Eukaryota, Fungi, Ascomycota, Sordariomycetes, Glomerellales, Glomerellaceae. The record is from RefSeq and is a predicted model, not a curated record. The transcript has a single exon. Gene Ontology annotation, molecular function: acyltransferase activity, transferring groups other than amino-acyl groups.